This is a messenger RNA of Cornus florida, 1925 nucleotides long. RefSeq names its product anthocyanidin 3-O-glucosyltransferase 2-like. NCBI's taxonomy places the organism in Eukaryota, Viridiplantae, Streptophyta, Magnoliopsida, Cornales, Cornaceae. The record is from RefSeq and is a predicted model, not a curated record. Bases 118 to 1542 code for a protein of 474 amino acids. Gene Ontology annotation, molecular function: UDP-glycosyltransferase activity. The transcript has a single exon.
UACACUUAAUGGUCUGACUGGUCUAUAUAUACACACUGCAAUUACUAGAAAGCAAAUAUCAACCAUAAAUCUAAGUACAAAGUCUUCCCAACCAUAUCCGCAUUGUAGUAGUAAAAAAUGAAGAAAGUAGCAGAGCUGGUCUUCAUCCCUGCACCCCCAGUCGGUCACAUAGAAUCGGCAGUGGAGAUGGCCAACCUCCUCAUCCGCCGCGACGAACGGCUCUUCAUUACAGUAAUCGUAAUGAAGGUGCGCAAGCCAUCAAUGUCUGAAGACGCGAACUCUCGCAUACGUUUUGUGGAACUUCCUUUCGAAGAAUCAAAAAGCAAGCCCGGGAUACAAUUCAUGAACACCCUUGUAGAAAACAACAAGACUCCAGUGAGAGAUGUUGCUGCCGGAAUCCAAACCAAUAAUAGACUUGCUGGAUUUGUUGUUGACAUGCUCUGCACCGGCAUGAUCGAUGUAGCUGAUGAGUUGGGGGUCCCAUCCUACGUCUACUUCACAUCAAGUGCUGGUUAUCUUGGCCUCGUGUUUCAUCUCCAGUCCAUCCACGAUGACCAAAACAUAGACAUUACUCAGUUCAAGGACUUGGAUACUGAGUUGUCCGUUCCAAGUUUUACGAAUUCUGUUCCCGCUAAGGUCUUGCCAACUGGGGUGGAAAACCCAGAUGUGUACAGCCUGUACAUAGAAAUUGCCCGACGGUUCAGACAGACUAAGGGCAUCGCGGUCAACACGUUCAUGGAGCUAGAAUCCCAUGCAGUGAAGUCCCUAUCAGAUGGUAAGACCCCGCCAGUCUACCCGGUGGGACCUAUACUCAACCUCAAGAGUGGUGAGAGGAGCCACCAAUCCGAUGCUAUCAUGAGCUGGCUUGACGAUCAGCCACCAUCGUCGGUGGUGUUCUUGUGCUUCGGGAGUUUGGGAAGCUUCAGUAAGGAACAGGUGAAAGAGAUUGCGGACGCACUAGAGUGCAGUGGCUACCGUUUCUUGUGGGCCCUGCGUCAGCCUAAACCAAAGGGAAAGGUCGAGAUUCCAAAAGAAUAUGAGGAUCCGCAAGAAGUCCUGCCUGAGGGAUUCUUGGAACGGAUGGCAGGGAUGGGAAAAGUGAUUGGUUGGGCGCCACAAGUGGCAGUGCUGUCACACCCAGCGGUGGGAGGGUUUGUGUCACAUUGCGGGUGGAAUUCUACAUUGGAGAGCGUAUGGUGUGGAGUGCCCAUGGCAGCAUGGCCUCUGUACGCAGAGCAGCAAAUGAAUGCUUUUGAAAUGGUGAGAGAGUUGGGGUUAGCAGUGGAGAUCAAGAUGGACUAUAGGAAAGAUAUGAUGACGGAUAUCUACCCAGAGCCUUUGAUGGCAGAGGAGAUAGAGACUGGGAUAAGAAAAGUUAUGACGAUCGACGAGGAAAUUAGGAAGAAGGUGAAUGAGAUGAAAGAAAAAAGCAGAGAAGCCAUGAUGGAGGGUGGGUCAUCCUACAUUUAUCUGGGAUGUUUGAUUGAGGACCUAAUUAAGAAUAUGGAGUUCCCAACUCAAAAAUCCGUUGAACAAGAAUAAAGCUUUCUCCUCUAAACCAGACCCUCUCCUCCCCUCCGUUUUUCUCCCUGCUCCGGAGUGGGGAGGUGAUGUUCUAUCUCCUAUGGCUGCAAUAAAUUCAGCAUGUUUCAAUAAGUUAGGUCUGUAUGUAUUUUGUAACACCGUUUUUGUUUUUGUUAAGCUAGAUCUGCUCAUGUUGCUUGUUUUCGGCUAACAUGAGUGGAUCUGUUUUCUCUCCAACUAACUGUCCAAUGUAUUUCGGUUUUGGUUGUUUCCAACUUGAUCUUAUCUUUUUCUCCUUGAUUUGAUCUUGUGCUGGAUUUUGGGGGUCUUCCCUUUGUAAGAGCGCCUUGUGAAUGUUACUUUAAAACUGUUGCUUUAAUGAUAACUAGACCUUUGGAUCA